GGCGUCAAGGAGCUUUGCCCUGGCACUUAGCAGCUUGCAUGGCCACCACAUCGUCGGAUAACAAUUUCCACGUGUCGAAGCGCACGUGGUAUAUCACCUUCCUCUCGCCAUUUCGGGAGCUCAACGAAUUGAGAUUAGUUAGCUGUCGGAAUGGUUGGUGAAGAUGUUCGCCGGAACCCUAGUCGGGUAUUUAAUGGAAGAUAUGCGCUGAGUUCGUGUUCUUCUUCUUCUUCUUCUUCUUCUUCUUACUUGUCGUUUUCUCCGCCUACCGAUAACGGUGGUGAGUGCGGGUUGGAUGGGAUGGAGCUGGCGGCAGCGAGGGCGCUGGCUUGUAUAUCGAAGGAGGCGCUGCGGAAAGGCGGGGGGAAGAGGUUGAAACGAUUCAAGAAUCGAUCUCCGGUUCGGGAUUGGGAUGUGGCUUCGGUUCCUGAGGAUCAUUUUCAGGAUAAUAAUGCUAACAGAGACUCAGAGGACGAUAAAAUAAAGGUCGAACAAAUCACGGAAAUACUACCACCCAGCAGUAAUUGCUCUACAAACUCCCACUCAAGUUCAGGACCCAAGAGAAGGCCAAAUCUAACUGAGGCUGAAAGGGAAGCAAGGAGAAUGCGAAGAGUGCUCGCUAACAGAGAGUCUGCUCGACAAACAAUUCGACGAAGACAGGCUCUUAGGGAUGGUUUGAUAAAGAAAGUCUCUGAUCUCUCACUUGCCAACCAGAACAUGAAAUUAGAAAAGAGGCAAAUUACAAAAGAGUACCUCUCGCUGAGAAACAAAAACAAGCAAUUAAAAACUGAGCUGGCUAUGACAAUCGCUUGCAACAUCAUGGGUGCAGAACCCCCUUCUCCACCACCUCAAACAUCAUCUUCACCAACAGAAACUUCAUUUCUGUCAAACCUCAAUCCAACAUUCUUGCUUAGCAUCUGUCCUCCAUGGCCUUAUGAUAAACCCACCGAGCCUCAGGUGCCGUCCUCUCGGUUUUCUUCUUUACUCGAUCAAACAUCUGUUCCCCAUCAUCUUAUAUCUCGCAAAUCAAAAGACGAGGAAAUCAACAUUCUUGCUCCGUGUUCUAAACCAACAUUAGCUCCUUCGAAAGAUGAGGCAAUGAAGGUUGAGAAAUCUUGCAAGUUAGAUAUAGAUCUAAACUAUUCGAGCGCAAUACCCGAGCCUUCUGAUGAUACUUCGAAUCAUUGUUCGAGUGAUGAAUUUGUUGUGGAACAAACAGCAAAAUUCUUGGAAGCGAAGGCAGCGGCUUCGGCGAGGAGGAGGAGGAAAGAGAUUUUAAAGCUGAAACAUCUGUGUGGAAGACCAAUGGAUUUAGAUAUCUAACUUGUAAAAGGUUUGCUGUCCAUUAUUAAUGGCUACUAGUGUUGUACAUAUUACCAAGCAGCUAAUAUUCCAGUACAUAUUUUGCUUAUUGUAAUUCAACACUUAUAUAUACCACAGAAUGCUCUGAAAAUAUUGUAAUUACACUAGCAUAGAUUUUUGUUUUU
Molecule: messenger RNA, 1487 nt
Organism: Phalaenopsis equestris
Lineage: Eukaryota; Viridiplantae; Streptophyta; Magnoliopsida; Asparagales; Orchidaceae
Exons: 6
Coding region: 151-1323 (390 amino acids)
Biological process (GO): regulation of DNA-templated transcription
Cellular component (GO): nucleus
Molecular function (GO): DNA-binding transcription factor activity; sequence-specific DNA binding
Source: RefSeq, a predicted model, not a curated record